CUAAGCGAGAGCUCCGACUCCUCCUGCCUAUAUCAGCUCCUCCACCAACUCCAACGCCCGAUCUCUCGCUCUCUGAACGUCGCGAUUGUCGUUUAUACCGCAAGGCUAUACUUUCUCGCUCUUAUAUCUCCCCUGCACUCCGAUACGAUGGCCGCCGACGACAGUAACAAGGCCCAGACCAAGUGCGUCACUCCAGAUAUCAACAAGGAGUACUACCACACCGACGGCAACGCUGGUAGUGAUCUUCAAGUCAAGGAUAACGGUCAGGCGGGUGACGACGACGAGGGCGAUGGCGAGCAAUCCGAUGAUGUCGACAUGGACAGCCACAAUGCCGACUCAUACGAAGCGUACAUCAAGAAGUCCAAGGAGCUCAAGAGUCAGCUGCGAAUGCAUUUCAGCAAUAACAACAUGGCGCAGUUUGAUCGCAUCCAGCAGGAAUUCCGCGAACAUGACUUGCUUGGUGAAUUAGAGGCCGAACUGCUUGAUCUGGACACUGCAGCAGCAUUAAUCGCUCUCAGUCGCAGUAGUACUGAUUAUCGAUGCGUUCCUCCCCGCCCCACUGUCCGUAUCCUACUUCAACCUUCUGCUCAAUCCUUCUACGCACACUUGUUCCGCUCGAGCAACGCUGGCGGCGGCCCAUCGACUUUUGGGCCGGCAAGUACCGCUGUGACAGAUCAAACGGCUCCUUCGACCCAACACCCUGCGACCGCGUCACUAGUCGCCGUACAAGCUCCUGCUCCUGUUUUUUCAGUCCCUGUUCUUGCAGCUCCACAAGCCUCGCCGCCAACAACCCUCAAUUUCCUCCCCCUGCCUCCGGUGGAUAUCUCUGACAACGUUUCUCUUGGAGGUGGUACAGGAGCCCUGAACGGUCCCAACAAGACUCUGUACCUCAAGGCGCCACCCCCAAGCCUCGACUACAACCUGCUCUCUUUCGAAAUCACCGUCAUGGAGAUGGCUACGUACAUUCCAUUAGCAUAUCGAUGGUAUGGUUUCACGUCUCGCGCUCGCGCCAACGGAGCCCUCAUGGUCAUUGCGAGAAUGAUGUUAUGGGCGCGAGGCCUUGAAAAUGGUCCUGACCUUACGAAGAACGUCGACAGGCUCCGUAGUACCUUGACCAAGAUGAGUAAAGAGGACUACGGAUCUAUCGUUGCCAACAAGUCUGCCUCCUCUUGGGUCCCUGCCCCUAGUAUUUUCACCGGUGGCGCACAAAAUCUGAUGGCAGAUGUACCCCUACUUCGACUUCGCCACGAACUUGCUGUUGGUCGCGCCCCUCAAGGUCAGCAUUGUGGUCGUCUCACCAUCGCCAUCGAACAUGCACAUACCAAUAAGCAUUGGGGUGUCAUGCUGAGCCAGGUUCAUGCGUACAUUCAACAGUGCAACCUCCCCGUACCUGCACCCCUUGCUGCAAGUGCCGAUGUGGAUACCAUCAACGACUUCAAGGUCACGUGGCGCGCGGCUCACCCCCUCCCCCCAAGCCAUAGGUCUCGCAGGGUAUGAUGCAGACGUUCCGGCAUCUACAAACUUCUUCUGGAGCGAUAUGAGGGCACAGAAGGUACGAGUUACCGAAGACUUGUAUCUUUAGAGUCACGAUAUCACGGCCGGCCAGAGCAUUGCAGGCGUCACACGGUAUU
Alternaria rosae is the source of this 1631-nucleotide messenger RNA. RefSeq lists its product as uncharacterized. NCBI's taxonomy places the organism in Eukaryota, Fungi, Ascomycota, Dothideomycetes, Pleosporales, Pleosporaceae. The transcript has 4 exons. The record is from RefSeq and is a predicted model, not a curated record. Bases 148 to 1497 code for a protein of 449 amino acids.